AUGGAACAAUCGAGGGCUGGCUAUGGCCGAAAGCGAAUGAGCAUGGGCAACGUGAUUGGCGACCCAUUUGCUCUUGCAACAAUCUCCAUCGCCGCGUUAUCUUGGCUGAUCUCUUUGAUCGGGUCCAUCAUUGGCCAAAUCAACUCAGAUCCCACUGACCCAGACAACGCAUUUCCUAAAUUCGUCUGGUGGUCAAUCGUUUUUAUGUUUCUCUUAAUACCCGCUGUAUUUGUCGUCGUGGCCUCGGACUCUAUUCAGACCUACCAUGUGGCUUUGGUUGGUUACAUGGGCGCAGGUCUCGUGCUCACGUCGUCAUCUGUCAACUCAUUGAUCUACUACAGUGAAAGCUCUCGCCAAGCUGCCGGCGCCGGAUUUAUCCUUCAGUCCAUGGUGAACAUUAUCUGGAUUUUCUAUUUUGGAUCAGCACCAUCCGGAGUUGCUCGCGCUUACAUCGACUCAUUCGCCCUACAGAAGGAGUCAACCAUGAGCCGGCAAACGAUGAACGCCUACGGUGGUCGUCCUGAAACUUCCACAUCGGUUCAACCUCCACAAAUGUACACAUCUGCUCAGCUCAAUGGCUUCGAGAAUCCAUCGCCUGUCGGCGGACUCAAUGGAAACGGACCACGAAAUUCGUCUCCUGCCUUUGCUGCAGGCGGCAUCAAGCCAGCUCAGCAGCAACAGGCUGAACCCGAGAUCGUCGCCCCAUCAGAAUACCCUUAUAGGGCAAAGGCCAUCUACAGCUAUGAGGCCAACCCUGAAGACGCCAAUGAAAUCUCCUUCUCGAAGCACGAGAUCUUGGAGGUCAGUGACGUUAGUGGAAGAUGGUGGCAGGCAAGAAAAGAGAAUGGUGAGACAGGUAUUGCCCCCAGCAACUACCUCAUCUUGUUAUAA
This is a messenger RNA of Xylaria bambusicola, 891 nucleotides long. RefSeq lists its product as uncharacterized. Bases 1 to 891 code for a protein of 296 amino acids. The transcript has 3 exons. NCBI's taxonomy places the organism in Eukaryota, Fungi, Ascomycota, Sordariomycetes, Xylariales, Xylariaceae. Gene Ontology annotation, molecular function: protein binding. The record is from RefSeq and is a predicted model, not a curated record.